UUGGAUUGUAUGAUGGUUGCGCUGCACUGAAACAGUUGGCCAGUGCCGUCCACGCUCCAGCCGGGCAUCAUGAAGCUCAGGAGCCACAGUCUGAAGUUUGUUAUUUUGACAGCACUUCAGGCUUUAUCUGUCUCUUUCGCGGUGUGUGACACUGUGCUCUCCACAUCUGCAGAAGGGAAUCUUUUGAGCACGACUGUUCAACACAGACCAACAGCAAAGCAGAAACACUAUGGGACUACAAUGCCUCUUCAGCUUGUUGGAAAAGACUGGAAACCGAUCAGCCAGCUCCAAUACCAGAGUCACCCUGCAUCACUGAAGCUCCUGAUUGAAGCGGAAGGUGAGCAGCUGCUCUUGGCUCUGGAGAAAAACGAGGGGCUGUUUGCAAGUAACUAUACAGAAACCCAUUACCUGGAAGACGGCAUUGCGGUCACAGGCUCUCACAACUUCACGGCAAACUGCUACUACCACGGUGAGGUGGAGGGUCACGGCAACUCGGACGUCAGUCUCAGUACCUGCGCUGGUAUUAAGGGUUUCAUAACUCUCGAAGGCAAAUCCUUUGUACUGGAACCAUCUGCUGAUCACUCCGAUGGGACUCACUGGAUCUACACAGCUGAACACCUCAAUUUUGCUCCUGGCACCUGUGGCCAUGAUUUCAACAUCUCCUACCCCAUUGAACAUGCAGACAGUAGUCCGUUCAGGGCCUUCAGCACAAGGCAUAAACGCCACGUCCAGACUACGACCAAGUAUGUGGAGCUGAUCAUUGUGGCCGACAACAGAGAGUUUCAGAAGCAAGGCAAGGACAUGGAGAAGGUCAAGCAGCGGCUGGCCGAGAUCGCCAAUUACGUGGACAAGUUCUACAGGGCUCUGAAUAUCCGUGUGGCCCUGGUGGGCCUGGAGGUAUGGAGUGAUGUGGACAAAUGCCCCAUCACCCAGGACCCCUUCACCACCUUGCACGAGUUCCUAGACUGGAGGAAGGUCAAGCUGCUGCCCCAGAAGCCUCAUGACAACGCCCAGCUAAUCAGUGGGGUUUAUUUCCAGGGCACCACCAUUGGUAUGGCACCCAUCAUGAGCAUGUGCACAGCGGAGCAGUCAGGUGGGAUCGUCAUGGACCAUUCGGACAACCCCCUGGGCGCUGCAGUCACUCUGGCCCACGAGCUCGGACACAACUUUGGAAUGAACCAUGACACCCCAGAGAGGGGGUGCGGCUGCAGGGUGACCGUGGAUCGUGGAGGCUGCAUCAUGACUCCCUCCACCGGGUAUCCGUUCCCCACAGUGUUCAGCAGCUGCAGCAAGAAGGACCUGACGGCCAGUUUUGAAAAAGGCGUCGGGAUGUGUCUGUUCAACAUGCCUGAGGUCAAGGUGCUCUACGGCGGGCAGAAAUGUGGCAACGGCUAUGUGGAGGAGGGAGAGGAGUGCGACUGUGGAGAACUUGAGGAGUGUAUGAAUCCCUGCUGCAACGCUACUACCUGCACACUGAAGGGGGAUGCUGUUUGUGCACACGGACAAUGCUGCCAGGAUUGUCAGCUGAAGCUAGCAGGCACUCCAUGCCGUGAAUCCAGCAACUCUUGUGAUCUGCCUGAGUUCUGCACGGGCACCAGUCCUCACUGCCCGUCCAACGUCUACCUGCAUGACGGCCACGCCUGCCACAGCGUGGAUGGCUACUGUUAUAACGGCAUCUGCCAGACUCACGAGCAGCAAUGCAUCACACUGUGGGGCCAAGGAGCAAAGGCAGCUCCGGGCAUCUGCUUUGAAAGGGUCAAUUCAGCAGGAGACCCCUAUGGCAACUGUGGGAAGGACGCCAAAGGCUCCUUUGCCAAAUGUGAAGCACGAGAUGCUAAAUGUGGCAAAAUCCAGUGUCAAGGAGGAGCUAACCGCCCAGUAAUUGGUACCAACGCUGUUUCCAUAGAGACAAACAUCCCCUUGCAGGAAGGGGGAAGGAUACUGUGCCGAGGCACGCAUGUCUACUUGGGUGAUGACAUGCCCGACCCCGGCCUCGUGCUGACAGGGACCAAGUGUGGAAAUGGACUGAUGUGUCUGAACCGUCAGUGCCAGAACGUCAGUGUCUUUGGCGGGAACGACUGUUCAGCCAAGUGCAGCAGUCGGGGGGUGUGCAACAACAACAAGAAUUGUCACUGCGAAGCUCACUGGGCGCCUCCCUUCUGCGACAAGGCAGGUUUUGGGGGGAGUGUGGACAGUGGCCCCAUCAGGUUAGCAAACAGUGGGAGUCUGACAGUUGGCAUCCUGGUGGUUCUCCUCACUCUCCUGGGAGCCGGUCUGAUCAUCUGCAUCAAGAGGAAAACAGUACUGGGCCUCCUCUUCACCAGUAAAAAGAACCCGAUUGAGAAGCUCAGAUCCGUAAGCGCUGCGAUCAGCGGACCGUCCUCUCCAAACCAGCCUCCGCAGUUGAGCACGACGUCUCCAUCGCGACCGGCCCCGCCUCUGCCACACAGUGCCACCAUCUUCAAGCUUCCUCACCGAGGGCCAGAGGCGGGGCUCCCACCACCCCCUUACCCCUCGCACAGCCUGCGCAGACUUCCCCAGUGCCCUCCGGUUCACCUCAGCCACCCUGUCCCUUUGUCUCUCACCCUGUCCCUCUCCGCUGGCCCCGCGCUGCCGAGACCCCCGUUGCCUCCACCUCACAUCCAUGUCGCACCGAGGGGGGCAUCGUUUCGCAGUGCGUCACGCCAUAACUCUUGCAGGAUGGUCAUGGAGUUGGAGAAGCCCAGUCCUCCUCAGAAACCGCUUCCCGCCGAUCCGAGGAGCUCUCGUCUGGUUCGAAGUCCCAGUGUAGUCCGAGGGCCCUCUGCACCAAUACCUGUUGUACUCAGACCUGUGCGGCCUGUCCCACACCCCAACAGACCCAGUCCCAAGCAACCUCCAACACUACCAAAGCCUUGCAUUAUUGCCAACUUCAAAUACAGCAACUGAGACUUUGGCCGGGGAGGGGUGGGGGGGUGGGGGGGAAGGGACAAUGUCGUGAUAAGUCACUAAAGAAUUUGCACUAUGAAAACUCUGAAAACCUUAAAAGAAAAGAUUGCGGCUUCUCUGAGUUUUGAAUCAGGAGAUCUGCCGUGUCCCUUUUUUUGGUGCUCUGUCCCUAAAUGGUGCUACGAGUCUGAGCUCAGGUACAUGUAAAGUAUUUAUAUUCUGUAUUUAUUGCCACGCAGUGCACUGUGCCAGACACUUUUACUACACGGUAGCAAUUUAGAUUUUUAAAAUUUGUCGUUUGCAUCAGUUUCACCUUUUUUUUUCUCAUCGACUUGUCUUUAUCAAAGAUAGGACAGGAGAUUAACAAACAAAUAAAAAAGCCAAUCUGUGAAAUUCUGAUCGCUGAAAUGUUUUUAUGAAAUGUGUUUUAAUGAAGGGAACCCUUUACUUGAUGGUUUUGUUCUGAUACUACGGAAAGAGUUGGAAAAAGAGCAUUUGUGCAAUGACACAUGAAAAACACACAACGCUUUUAGUUCAUUUUUCUUGAAUGGCGAUGCUGUCCCUUUUGAGCCAAUCGAAUGAGGCUUGAAACAACUACAGAAAAAGAAAAAGUGAUAUUACGCCAACAGUUCUACAAUGUGUUCUGCAAUUGGGGAGGAAGGGCUGUUUUUCUUCGCAGACAGCUGAAAUUCAGGCCUGUCUCCUCUGCAUUUUAUAUUUUGGAGAGUUAACAAGUCGAUUUGGGAAACUGUCACUUCGCCAUUUCCUUUUUUAUUAACAAGACCCAAGAGGCUCACUCGAGGGAUGUGGGUACUGAGGUAUGAACUGAACAUGGAUCUAAAAUGAGCAGAGAUCAAGGAAGCAUUCAUUCCUCAGAGGGAGUAAACGUCUCUGAAAUAUUGCUCCGCUAAAGGUCAUGUGUGUUUUUUGAGUAUUUCCCUGUGUGCCUGUCUACACCGAAGGACUUUCUUAAAGCUGUGGCCACACAGGUGUCAUGGAGGCCCGCACAUGUAAACAGCCAGUGUCUGGCUACAGUGUUCAUGUGUGGAUUUUAAAUCAUGUAUUUCUGUGUUGGGAAAAGGACAGAUUGACAAUGACAAGGACACAUUUCUAGAUCUGAAAUGAAGUUUCAUCCCAUGUGGCAAUUAUUCAUUUUUCUAUCUUUUGUACUUUAUUAAUUUGGCAAAUAAGAUGAGUCAACAUGCCAGAUACACAAUCCUACAUACAUUGUAUUUGUGGUGAUUUAUUAUUUUUUGCAGGAUUAUUGUUUUACUGGAUUGCAAUGCAGCAUAUAUACAUUCACACUGAGCAACUUUUCCUUUAAGCACAGCUCUUGUAGACGAAUAUGUAGGCUGAAAACAGACUUUUGUUACUUUUGAUACUGUUAUCUUUUUAAUAAUGCACUUGUUUUACAUUCAGUGCUUUGUUUACUUUGCUUUUUCAAUGCUACGUGUCCAUGUACUAAUAGACCGUUUUCGAGUCCUGUCACCUGACUUAAUGUUAUGUCCACAUGUUCGUCGUAUGUUGUGUUACAGGUGAACACAUUUCCAUGGAGAAUGUUAUUUUUUUUUUUAGAAUGAUUGUUUGAUACAUCACAUGUAAAGAUGCAGUAUUAGUAAAACUGUUUUUCAAACAC
This is a messenger RNA of Cottoperca gobio, 4564 nucleotides long. It is a transcript of the gene adam12a, whose product is annotated as ADAM metallopeptidase domain 12a. Lineage: Eukaryota; Metazoa; Chordata; Actinopteri; Perciformes; Bovichtidae. The transcript has 23 exons. Bases 70 to 2928 code for a protein of 952 amino acids. Gene Ontology annotation, molecular function: metalloendopeptidase activity. The record is from RefSeq and is a predicted model, not a curated record. Gene Ontology annotation, biological process: proteolysis.